UGGCUCAACAGAUGGCUGUUGAUGAUGAUGAUGAUGACAUUGUGAACUCUGUAUGUGAUAGCAGUCAUGUCUUCGUUGGGGGUUAUAAGGUAAAAUCUGAAGACUCGGGCCUCCUCGGCUCUAUUCUUUCCAAGCAUGGGGAUAUUGCUGAUAACUGCAAUUUCAAAACACCAUCAGUUCGUUCUCUGUUCAUACAACAUGUAUGUGACAUUGUUCAAACUUUGAAGAAGACUAGUAUUGCAUUCAUCACUACGAGUGAGCUUGAAAAGAUGGUAGCUGGCCUUAGUGAUAUUGAAGGAGCAUGUAUAGAAGUUGGAUGGCUCAAAGAAAGGCUCGUUGAGAUUUACGAAGCAAAGAAAGCUAUCCCUAUGCUUGGGCCAUCAUCCGAAUUGAGAAAGACUCAAACUGAACGGAAAUUCAAGAUUCAGUGUACAAAAGCACUUGUGGAAGAGUACAAGAGAGAGAUUGUUAUUAGAGAGGAAGAACUUCGCAAUUUAGAGGAAAAGUUGCGCAUGGCUGAGAGUGUACUUUCUGUUGACGAAGAGGAGGCUACGACAGCAGAAAUGGUGAUUGGUGAGUACAAGGACAAGUUGAGGCGCAUUGUGGAGUUAGGCUCCUUGCAUUGUGGUCUAGUAUGAUUGUUACUUUCGACAAACAGUCACAUUCGGGGUCUACACUCCGAGGAUUGCGCCUUAUGCGAGGAAUUUGAUGUGGUUCGUGAGCAAUGGGCUAAGUUUUUUACCAACAAGUAUUUAUUAUUGGCUUUAGCGCGCUUGAUCGAGUUGGUUUAGUUGUUAUAGAAUAAAUUUUAUAUUAAAAUGUAUGUUUAUGUUGAAA
Messenger RNA from Spinacia oleracea (spinach), 837 nucleotides. RefSeq lists its product as uncharacterized. The record is from RefSeq and is a predicted model, not a curated record. Lineage: Eukaryota; Viridiplantae; Streptophyta; Magnoliopsida; Caryophyllales; Amaranthaceae. The transcript is spliced from 2 exons. The coding region runs from base 12 to 638 and encodes 208 amino acids.